AUGACCGUCGUUUCUGUCCCGCAGCGGGAGCCGCUUGUUCUGGGCGGCCGCCUUGCGCCUAUGGGCUUUUCCGCCCGCGGUUACUUCGGGGCCCUCCCGAUGGUGACCACGGCUCCACCGUCUUUACCCCGGAUCCCGGACCCCAGGGCGCUGCCCCCUACCCUUUUCCUCCCUCACUUCCUAGGGGGAGACGGUCCGUGUCUGACCCCUCAGCCUCGCGCCCCGGCACCUCUGCCCAGCUGCAGCCUCGCCACGGUGGGGGGCACCCCUCGGGCAGCACCGAAGAAGCGGCGAAAGAAGAAAGUGAGGGCCAGCCCGUCGGGGCAGCUUCCCAGCCGCUUCCACCAGUACCAGCAGCACCGGCCAAGCCUGGAGGGCAGGCGGAGCCCCGCGACGGGCCACAGCGCAGCGCAGCAAGUCUCGGACCAGGCCGCCGCCUGGGCCCCGGCUCCUGCGACCGCAACCCGAACUGAGGAAGCCAGCCCUUUCCUUGGCCCGCUGCCGCCCGCGGCUCCCGGACAGCCCUCGUUCAGAAGAGAGGUUUUAAAAUCAAAGAUGGGAAAAUCGGAGAAAAUUGCCAUUCCCCACGGCCAGCUUGUUCAUGGUAUACACUUGUGUGAACAACCAAAGAUAAACAGACAGAAAAGCAAAUAUAAUUUACCACUAACCAAGAUCACCUCUGCAAAAAGAAAUGAAAAUAACUUUUGGCAGGAUUCUGUUUCAUCUGAUAUAAUUCAGAAGCAGGAAAAAAAGCCUUUUAAAAAUACCGAGAACAUUAAAAAUAAGCAUUUGAAGAAAUCAGCAUUGCUAACUGAAGUGAGCCAAAAGGAAAAUUAUGCUGGGGCAAAGUUUAGUGAUCCACCUUCUCCUAGUGUUCUUCCAAAGCCUCCUAGUCACUGGAUGGGAAGUACCAUUGAAAAUUCCAACCAGAAUAGGGAGUUGAUGGCAGUACACUUAAAAACUCUCCUAAAAGUUCAAAGUUAGAUUUCAGUAUGUAUGUAAAACAUAGUUUUUCCAAAAUCCCUGGACUCUUGAAAAAGAAAUGUGGUACAGAAAUGGAAAGUUGCCUUGUUGCAACAUACAAGUGCAAAAGAUGAGUUUUAAAAAUUACAAACAGCUUGUAUUAUAUUUUAUAUUUUGUAAAUACUGUAUACCAUGUAUUAUGUGUAUAUUGUUCAUACUUGAGAGGUACAUUAUAGUUUUGUUAUGAAAGUAUGUAUUUUGCCCUGCCCAAAUGGUAGGUGUUUUGUAUAUAAACAGUGGAGAAAUUUUAAGUGUGCUAAGGCACAUGGAAGACCGAUCUAUUUGCACAAGGUACUGAGAUUUUUUUUCAAGAAACAGCUGUCGAAUCUCAAGGUGAAGAUCUAAAUGUGAACAGUUUACUAAUGCACUACUGAAGUUUAAAUCUGUGGCACAAUCAUUGUAAACAUGGAGUUUGUCUGUGUUUCUCUAAAUUGAUUUCUGCCUUCUAAUAAUCUGUAAUUACUGGAAAACAACUUCCCAUUUUUUACCAAAUUUAGUUUCUGGUUUUUGGUUUAUAUCCAUUCAAAUUUAAAAAUUUAAUGCCAACAAAAUCGGUUGUAAUCAAAUUUUUAAAUAAUAAUAAUUUGGCCCCCCCCUUUUAAACUA
Camelus dromedarius (Arabian camel) is the source of this 1629-nucleotide messenger RNA. RefSeq names its product proline rich nuclear receptor coactivator 1 (gene PNRC1). The record is from RefSeq and is a predicted model, not a curated record. The transcript is spliced from 2 exons. Gene Ontology annotation, cellular component: nucleus. Bases 1 to 984 code for a protein of 327 amino acids. NCBI's taxonomy places the organism in Eukaryota, Metazoa, Chordata, Mammalia, Artiodactyla, Camelidae.